Messenger RNA from Bufo gargarizans (Asiatic toad), 1308 nucleotides. RefSeq lists its product as uncharacterized. The coding region runs from base 65 to 1255 and encodes 396 amino acids. The transcript has 4 exons. The record is from RefSeq and is a predicted model, not a curated record. NCBI's taxonomy places the organism in Eukaryota, Metazoa, Chordata, Amphibia, Anura, Bufonidae.
UGCUGGCAGGGUUGUGUCUAAACUUCCUGCGGUGACAGCUGAUUGCUUGGGGGUCACCAGACAGAUGUCGCAGGAAAGCAGAAAAAUGCAGUUUUCAGAAUGGAAGACCGGCAAGAGACGGCUUAGGUACCUGUAUAUAUGUCCUCCCUGCUCGUUCCAGCUCCAUCAUGGACAGAAGGCAGAGGAUAACAUGAUCCCUGUUUUCUUGGGUAGUGAUGUUGUUUCACAGACCGGAAUUCGAACUGAAAAUCAUCCAAAAAUUCACGCCAAGUUUGCAAGGAAAGGUCUGGCAGCAAGGCUUAACUUCAGCAGUGAGUUCAAAUUUGAAAAGCUGAGGUUGCCUGGUGGAAUGAACAGUCUCUGGUUCUACAGUAUUCAGGGGCUUUUUAAAGUGGCUUUUGAUUUGUACAGCAGGGAAGAGCAGAUGGCGGUCAUUGAAAGUCUUCAGGAGCUGUGGAAAUCCCGCCUUAAAGAUAAGCCUCUCGACAAAUUUUACAAUCUAAGUAUCUGCCUGGAAAGCAACAAACGUGUGAUCCCCCAGGCUGAGGAACCACAGAUGUAUGAAAAAUUAUCAGUCUCUUCUUCCCAACAAAUCAGCGGGAUUCCUAGAGUUCCCCUCAGUCUUUCAGAGCACAACUACUGCAUGACCAGUCAAGAUGGAUCUAGUGGGUGUCUCUCACACGAUACAGCAGGCCAUGAUUUAAUUAUCCAGAAGCUCAAAUAUCUGGUGGGUUUAUGUUCCAGUUCACUGAUUGACCUGGAGAAUCAGCUGCUGAAGACCACUGUGGCUUUGUUGGAUGUUGUAGGACAAGUAUUCAGUGGACAUAACUACUUGGAUAAGAUAAUUAAUAGCAUUAUGGAUCUUCUAGAAGCCGUAAGUCACGUACAAGACAAGGACAAUCCAAAGAAAGAGGCCUCCAAUAUGUAUGAGAACCAGUUGUUGUUUGAGGUUAGCAGUUGGUUAGGCAACCGAUUCCAUAGUGAGAACGAUCGCAUCAGUCAGCAGGUAGAGGCCUUUAAGAGGAAACAUAUUGACCGCAUUUCAGAUUUGCCUCCUGCUGAGGAGUUGGUUGCUGCUUUAUUUCCCAAUGCCAUGAAAGUUCUGUUACUCAAAUGGAUGGGACUGUUUGAUGAUGCAUCAGUAUCCAAACUGCAGAGUGAAUAUCCAAUUUUACUUCUUAUCUUGGAAUUUGCAAAUCACAACCUUAUCACAGGAGUGUCUCAUGUUCUCUACUCGUCCUUAAUCUGUAAAUAGUGUGUUCCGUAUUCCUGUCCCACACUACAUUGUCAUGCAGUUUGCUAUGGUGA